GUUGGUAGACCUGAUUUAGUUCAGACAUCAUUCAGGAAACAAUGUGCAUAUAAUAUGCGCCUGUUGAUAUUAAAUGAAGAUAUUUUGUGAUUGAAGAUAAAUAAAUAUAAACAUGAGUGAAAGUACUGAUGUAAAAAAUAAUGAAGAAGACAAUGUAGUAGUUACUUGGAAAGAUUUGGGUAUAGUAGAAACCCUAUGUAAAGCUUGUGAAGAUUUAAAAUGGGAGAAGCCAACUAAAAUUCAAAAAGAGGCAAUUCCUUUAACACUUCAGGGUAAAGAUAUAAUAGGCUUGGCAGAAACAGGAUCUGGUAAAACAGCAGCUUUUGCACUUCCUAUAUUACAAGCUUUAUUAGAGAAUCCUCAAAGAUAUUUUGCUUUAAUAUUAACACCUACCAGAGAAUUAGCAUUUCAAAUUUCAGAACAAUUUGAAGCACUAGGUUCAAGUAUAGGUGUAAAAUGUGCAGUAAUAGUUGGUGGUAUGGACAUGAUGUCACAGGCUCUAAUAUUAGCAAAAAAGCCACAUAUACUUAUUGCUACACCUGGAAGAUUAGUUGAUCACUUAGAAAAUACUAAAGGCUUUAAUUUACGUUCUUUAAAAUUUCUGGUAAUGGACGAAGCAGAUCGUAUUUUAAAUAUGGACUUUGAAGUUGAAGUUGAUAAAAUUUUGAGAGUUAUUCCACGUGAAAGGCGAACACUAUUAUUUUCAGCUACAAUGACGAAAAAAGUACAGAAGCUGCAACGGGCUUCUUUGCGCAAUCCAGUUAAAGUUGAAGUGUCUACUAAGUAUCAAACAGUUGAUAAAUUACAACAAUAUUAUAUAUUUAUACCUGUCAAAUUCAAGGACGUAUAUCUGGUACAUAUCUUGAAUGAAUUAGCUGGUAAUAGUUUCAUGAUAUUUUGUGCAACUUGCAAUAAUACAGUAAGAACAGCAUUACUAUUACGUAAUUUAGGAUUUACGGCUGUACCUUUACAUGGGCAAAUGUCACAGAAUAAAAGGAUUGCAGCUCUUACAAAAUUUAAAGCCAAGAAUAGAUCUAUACUUAUCUCUACAGAUGUUGCUAGUAGAGGUCUCGAUAUUCCUCAUGUUGAUAUAGUAAUAAAUUUUGAUAUACCUACGCAUAGUAAAGAUUAUAUACACAGGGUUGGUCGAACUGCACGUGCAGGUCGUUCAGGGCGCUCAAUUACAUUUGUAACGCAAUAUGAUGUUGAACUUUAUCAAAGAAUAGAACAAUUAAUUUCAAAACAAUUACCCCUUUAUGAAACAGAGGAACAAGAAGUAAUGCUACUACAAGAACGUGUAGCAGAAGCUCAACGUAUCGUAAAAAUGGAAUUGAAAGAUUUAGAGGAUAAUAAAAAGUCCGGUAAACGAAAAAAACGUGCAAAUAUGGACAAUGAGGAUGAUACAGAGCAAUCAUUUGGAGUUAGAAAGAGAAUAAAAGGCAAGGGAAAGGGAAAAGGAAAAGGAAAAGUUUAACAGUAUGGUGGAAAUGAGCUUCCUGAUGUGUUUAUCACUUACCAUCACGCGAAUUUCAAUGUACAAGAAUAUUUGGGAUGAACUGCGAUAAAGAUUAUGCAGAAUAAAUGUAUGCAUAAGUAAAAGGCUAAGAAAUAAGGACAAUCUUUAUAAUACUGAGAAAAUUAGCAUUGUAUUAUAAUGAUUUUAAGUCUUUUCACAGAGCGAAUAAUAUUUAUCUUUCACUCGAAUAAUCACAAUAAAAUAUGUAAUAAAAAUCACAACUUUUACCAUUGCCAUUUAUCAUCUGCAAUAAAUCUGUUAGAUGAAAUUAAUAAAACACCGAGGCAAAAUAUUAUUA
Vespula vulgaris is the source of this 1814-nucleotide messenger RNA. RefSeq names its product probable ATP-dependent RNA helicase DDX47 (gene pths). Gene Ontology annotation, molecular function: nucleic acid binding; ATP binding; RNA helicase activity. Lineage: Eukaryota; Metazoa; Arthropoda; Insecta; Hymenoptera; Vespidae. The transcript is spliced from 9 exons. The record is from RefSeq and is a predicted model, not a curated record. Bases 113 to 1474 code for a protein of 453 amino acids.